Messenger RNA from Leguminivora glycinivorella, 1472 nucleotides. RefSeq names its product transcription factor Sp9-like. Gene Ontology annotation, biological process: regulation of transcription by RNA polymerase II. The coding region runs from base 140 to 1174 and encodes 344 amino acids. Lineage: Eukaryota; Metazoa; Arthropoda; Insecta; Lepidoptera; Tortricidae. The transcript has 2 exons. The record is from RefSeq and is a predicted model, not a curated record. Gene Ontology annotation, molecular function: DNA-binding transcription factor activity, RNA polymerase II-specific; RNA polymerase II cis-regulatory region sequence-specific DNA binding.
GGGCCGGGGCAAGGCGACAACCGCUCGUUACCUCCAUCCGAAGCCAGUUAUUAAAAACGUCUCGACGCGAACGGUGCGCCGCCCUGUAAUUAUCCAGUUGAAGGAUCGUCGCGCUGCGUUGUCACCACCGUCACCGGAUAUGCAAUACGUGGAUCCGCCCGCGCAACAGAUGAUGAACAUGAUGCCCAGUUACGGAUACGGGUGUGGACGCGGCGAUGCGAUUUCACCAGCUUCAGAUCUCUCGUCAUGCAGCAGUGCCUCUUCAGGCGCGUGGUGCGGCUGGCGGGAGCUGCCGGCGUACCCGCAGUACCCGUACUGGCCGCCCGCCGCUGCGGAGGAGGCGCGCGACCUCCAGCGCCGCUGCGCCAAGUGCCGGUGCCCCAACUGCUUGACAGAAGCCGCCGGCCUCGGACCCAACUACGGCAAAGACGGUGCUAAGCGUGAACACGUCUGCCACGUACCCGGCUGUGGAAAAGUCUACGGAAAAACCUCUCAUCUGAAAGCUCAUCUCCGCUGGCACACGGGUGAGCGGCCCUUCGUAUGCAACUGGCUGUUCUGCGGCAAACGCUUCACCCGCUCCGACGAGCUGCAGCGACACUUGCGCACGCACACCGGGGAGAAAAGAUUCGCGUGCCAACUCUGCACGAAGAGAUUUAUGCGUUCGGAUCAUCUAGCUAAGCAUGUGAAAACCCAUGCGAAUGUGACGAGGAAAACUAAGAAAACUGCCUCUGAAGAUAAUGAAGAGUCUGCUAAGACUACAAAUGAGAAAACUGAGCGGAGUUCCGUGGAACAGGCGCCGGCUGUGUCAAUAGGCAGCGCAAAUUACGGAACUGUGCCUGCUGUGAGUGUGGCUUCGAAGCAGAUUUCCAUGCCUCCUUCUCUAAACUACGGAGCAGUUGCGCCGAAUGUGUCUAGUGCCAGUUACAAUAGUGGAAUGGUGUUUGGAAGCGGCGCGGGCGCGGGCUGGGCGCCGGACAUGCGACAAGAGGCACUGUAUGCGCGACCGCUGCCCGCGGUAGCGGCCACCCGCCCUGUUUACCAGUACCCAACCCUGCCUGAUACUACCCGCCAGUAUCCUACGCACUUCCCUGCCUACCAGUGUGCUACGAAGGAAAACUAUACCAUGUUUCAGGGACAUUAUAAUCUCCAGCCGCCUGUAGCGCUUGGACAAUAAGUGAAGAACUAUUUUAAUUUAAGAUAAGAGUAUAUUGGCGAUCUAAAAUUGGUGGAGUUUUGGUAGUUGCAUGUAAUCCUCGUAAUGGAAGGGGAAGGCUAAAGGUUGCUUUUCAAAAAUAAAUGAGAGGUCAUAAUCGUAAUCGAUGUUAGUUGGAAUAUUUUCUGAGUUACCGGAAAGUUUAUUGUGAUCUAAUGUAUUUUACUGUACAUAUUUAGUUUCUUAUUUUACGUGCCUUGUUGGUAAAGUGUUAUGUUAAGUAGUGCAUUUAAAAUGAUUUCGAAAUAAAUAUCAAAUA